GUAAUUCCCAGAGGUUUUACCCCCCAUGCUGCGCCUCGUUGCUCUUACGACGCAUGAGCUCAUUAUUCCUUUUCCUGUCCCGCCAGCGCUUGUCGUCGGCCUUUCAUCGUCCGCGUCCUCACUCUUCCUCGCUCCUCACUGCCCCGCAUGACGGCGACUGUAGCUCAGUAUCCUCUCGCGUCCAAGGUGAAUGAUGCCUUCAUGCCGCUUUCAGGCGUGGACAUUCGAAGUGAGCGCAUUGCCCUCGUGCUGGACAUGGACGAAUGCCUUGUCCACACGAAGAUCAAGAGCAACAAGGCCAACAAGUACCGACAAGACGAAGCGCGUCCUGAAACAAGCGAGGAGUACCCCGAAUGCUUUGAAGUCGUCAUGGAAGACGGCGAAAAAGUUGUGGUGAACAAACGACCUGGCCUCGACGCUUUCCUCCAGAAAGCCAGCCAGCAUUUCGACGUCUAUGUCUUCACGGCUGGGCUUGAAAUGUACGGUCGGCCCAUUUUGGAAGCGCUGGACCCAUCGAAGAGUCUGUUCAAAGGCCACUUCUUCCGCACGUCGUGUACCCUCAAGAGCGGGUUCUUCAUGAAAGAUCUGCGCUCGGUCCGAACCGACUUGUCUAAGGUCGUCCUUGUUGACAACAACCCUGUGUCGUUCCUGCCGCAACCAAGCAAUGGCAUUCCGGUCCCAAGUUUCUACGACGACAUCCACGACAAGACGUUGGAUUCCUUGACCAAAGUGCUCAUGAACCUGUUGAACCUGUCGGACGUCCGCCCUCGACUCCAUCAACUCUUCCGCCUCUCGGACCUCUUGGCCGACCACCGCAAGAGCCUGUGGUGCAUGUGAAUGUGUGUAGUCGCCCCUUGUACUUUAUUCCGUCGACUAGUGCAGUCGUAUAACCUUAUCUUAUUCAUCCAAAUCUGGUACUGUUCCUCAA
This is a messenger RNA of Aphanomyces astaci, 928 nucleotides long. RefSeq lists its product as hypothetical. The transcript has a single exon. Gene Ontology annotation, molecular function: phosphoprotein phosphatase activity. NCBI's taxonomy places the organism in Eukaryota, Oomycota, Saprolegniomycetes, Saprolegniales, Verrucalvaceae. The record is from RefSeq and is a predicted model, not a curated record. Bases 148 to 837 code for a protein of 229 amino acids.